This is a messenger RNA of Pangasianodon hypophthalmus (striped catfish), 6980 nucleotides long. RefSeq names its product zinc finger, matrin-type 3 (gene zmat3). The transcript is spliced from 7 exons. Bases 589 to 1845 code for a protein of 418 amino acids. Lineage: Eukaryota; Metazoa; Chordata; Actinopteri; Siluriformes; Pangasiidae. Gene Ontology annotation, molecular function: nucleic acid binding; zinc ion binding. The record is from RefSeq and is a predicted model, not a curated record.
GCAUUAUUCCACUGUUUAUAGCAAUGUGAUAAAUACAAGAGGAGUGCAAAGUGAAACUAGAUUUCAGUCAUCUCGCGUGUGGACAUUCGUCCAUUUCAGCCCACAGCCAUGACAGUAGCAGAUCUGUAGUGGAACUGUUUAUACACCCAGAAUCCAUCCUGUAAAACUUUUCCUUUUUUCAUGUACCUGUAACAUACCCUGCAAAAGCAUCAUCAUGUAAUCUGACAGAGUGACAACUGAAAGGUUACAAAAGUUAUUAGAGUACAUUUCAAUUAGAUUUGAAAAGGGAUAUCCAAACAUUAGAUUCGGUUUAAAUUUAUUUGUUACUUGAUAAUUAAAAAAAAAAAUUAAAAAAUAAUAUGCAAUCGAGAGCAGAUAAAUUGCUUAGACUGUAUUUAUCCUUAUAAUAAUAACAAUCAUCAUCAUUAUCAUCAUAAACAGUGUAACUUUCUGUAAGUAAGGAUUAUUUUUUGUUUGUUUACUUGGUUCAUGGUUUAGCUCGCUCAUGAUCAUUGUAAUUACUGACUUAUUGCACUGAAGUAACUGAGAACUGUUAAUCACGUUUUUGACUUCUUUUCUCCGUAGGAAAUGGACUGUACCAAUCCAAACAAGGGGAGGUUUGUGUUCAACACUGCACCCAAAUCCACGAAUUCCAGACUAAGUGUUUGUGCUUCUGGACGUAUUUUACAGAGACUCAAGGCCCGUGUGGCUGGAAGAAGUUCGGCAGCUUUGAAGGAUGCGACGAACAUGGCGAUGAACGGAAGGAAAGAGGAUGCGUUAUAUGAGAGUGCGGACUACUGCGAUGUCUAUAACCUCCAGCAUGUAGCUUACGGUAACAGCAGCGGGUAUUUCACUCGGAUACAAGGUUCAGAAUGUGUUCUGAAGCCUCCUCUGAACCUAAUGGGUCAGCAGCAGCCUCAGCCCUUCCAGCCCGUAUCUCCUGCCCAAACUCUUGGCCCAGCACCUGUUCUGAUGCCACCAGACCCUCUUGUUUUCCCCCUUUGCAGUCCCCUCUCUGCCAAACCUCCCCCUCACCUCCAGUUGUUCCCAAACCCUGCCAUCACAGCACCUCCAGGCUCCAGCCCCAUGCCACCUGAGAACGAGUUCCAGGCAACUGCCAGCGAUCAGGACAGUGCACUAGAGGAGCUGUGUAGACCUCUCUACUGCAAACUGUGCAACGUCACACUCAACUCACCCCAGCAGGCGCAGGCACAUUAUCAGGGAAAAAAUCACAGCAAGAAGCUAAGGAAUUUUUAUGCUGGCAGUCAACAGCCACCUCCUAUACGAAUACCUGAGGAAGUAGAGCCAGUUUCACAGCAGUCCCACUCCACUCCACCUGCAGAGACUGGCACUGCAUUGGGCAAGCCGGCGUCAUUUAUCGGCCCCAGCAGGGUCAUCCUGGCCACAGAGAAUGACUACUGCAAGCUGUGUGAUGCCUCCUUCAGCUCCCCUGCUGUAGCCCAUGCUCAUUACCAGGGCAAGAACCAUGCUAAACGGGUACGGCUUGCCGAGGCCCAGCACAACGCCAGCUCCUUGGAUGCAGCAGACCUCACACAGAGGCGUUCCAGGAAAGAAGGGAAUGAGUACAAACUGAAGACCCGCAGGACCCACAUGAACACUGCUAUGCCAGUUUCAGGGCCGUAUUACAACCCACGGCCAAGGCAGAGAAUCCCACGUGACUUGGCCAUGUGUGUGACACCAAGCGGGCAGUUCUAUUGCUCCAUGUGCAACUCGGGUGCUAGCGACGAGGCUGACUUCCGCCUGCACCUGGAGAGCAAACAGCACAAGAGCAAAGUGUCUGAGCAGCGCUACCGCAGUGAAAUGGAGAAUCUAGGCUACACCUAAGAGGCUGUCCGCGGGAAGAAGAAAACAGGAAUCGUCCAUGUAAUUCUCCAAGUGCCCAUAUUAGCUUCACUGAACCAGUCUUACAUACUUUGCAUGGAAUAUUUAAAUUCAGUGAUAUUGGAAUGAAAAGAAAGCUACCUCUUGCAGAAUUACAGGUCAUUUUUAUGUCAGAUUGUGCAGCUUUGGAUACAUUUAUGGGAGCACCCUCUUUUAUGGUACUUGAGAAACUGGUCUCUCAGAGGAAUGUUUUUUUUUUGUUCCCAUGCUGGGAUGAUGGUGAAAGAUGGCAGCUUUUGCAAAGGUUAUCAGGAUUAUAAUGACUUCUAUCAGUAUUAAAGUUCUAAUACUGGAUCAGUUUAUGAGGACUUCCAAUCCAAGUGGGCCUCUGCAGGUUCUGGUGGAGUUUCUUUUACAUUUAUGAUCCAGUCUCUUCUUUCUUUGAACUAAUGUACAUAUUGUUUAUUGUGCAGUGAAUGCCUCAAAAAGGAAAGGGAUACAUUUUAAAAAGUCAGAGGCAAACCUCCAUACUACAGCCAGCCUUGGGUUCACUGUGUUAUUACAGAAAUACGCUGAGUGUAGAGACCCAGACUGCCAUCAGAAGGUUAGUGUCACAACUGGGUUCAUGUUAGCUUCUUCAGAACCUGCUGAAUGUACUGUGACUGCGAUGACAAUAACUUUCCUUGCUGGAUUUGCACAAGUUUCUCUAGAUUUACAUAAAAUAGUAUUUACGUAUUACAUAUUUUAAGUAUUUAAGUGUUUACACCCACAAAGAGAGCAUAUUAUUGUGUUUGGUUUAUCUUGUGGAAAAAGUAGUGAAAAGAACUGUCUCAAUAUAGCAGUCAUGCACAUCAUAGUCCUCCUCAGCCCUUUCCGUGACAAGUUUCCCCUUCUCAAACUACAGCAAACCCAAAGCGUAGCUAUUUUUAAAAAGGUGCCUUUGGGUCAGUCCCUAUGCGCACCCCUACCUCACUCUUCUUAGACAGAGUGGAAAGAUUAGCCACCCUCCAAGACAUUCGGUGAAAUAUACUGACAAAUCCUAAAAAUAUUUGACCAUAUUUGUAGACAAGAAAUGUGUGUUGAAAGUUAUGCGAAUGUUUUAUUCAUUUUGUAAGGCCAUGCACAUGUCUGAGCCUGGUACAAUAUGUUGGCAGUUAGGUACCUACCGUGUACAUUCAUCGCUCAUUUUAUCAAUUUAAAUGAACAAAGUGUGUACAAGGUAAGUAAACUGACAAAUAAUCAUAUAUACAGGAAGAAAGUCAAUGUUGGAAAACUUCAAGGGAAAACUCCACCCUGAAACACACAUUAAUAUGUUUAUACUGAAAUAUUUGUGAUGGUUCUUCAACCAAUUUGUUGGUUGAUGCUGUAUUUUCUCUAUUCCUGUGAGAAGUUAGAGGUUGUCUGCCAUACUGUUGUGAAAGGGAGGCAUUCCUAGUCCAGUUAAAAUGGCGUUUAGUAGGAGUGAUCUCAAACUCAAGGGAUAAUGGCCAGGUUUAGCUGUUAGUUCCUAAAAACAAAAAAGCAGAAGCUUCUUUUCUCACUCACUAUUUUCCAGGGAUGUUCAGUGUCAUAUUAAUGAGAAAUUCAACAUAGAAGGAGUGGAGACAGCAAAAGAAUGCAAUGCAGAUGGCAAUACAGCUAUAUGAUGCAGCUGUGCUGAGUUAUGGCAAAGACUCUAAGGGCCAUCUAUGAGAUGACAGGCAUGAUGCCACUGAUGGCAGUAUUAGAUGAGAUGAUGAGAGAGCUGGACAGACUAGAAGAUUAAAGCGCUGCUGCAUCAGUCUCUUUGGGUAGAGCUGAAAGGAGGGCUAAAUCCCACUUGGCAUCACUAUCGGCAGGUAGUUGAACAGCAUUGUGGGUGAUGUAGGACACUUCAAAAAAAAAUGUUGAUGAAGAAGUUUAAACUAAAAGGUCAACUCAGAAUUUUAUUUAGAUGCCACUGUAGAUGAUGUUAAUGUUAAUUAUAAAGGUUAAUAUGCAAGUUGUUCAGGGUGGAUCUUUCCUUUAAAGGCUUAUACUUCACUGUCAUUGAAUUCUAUGGUGAGCCAUGUGCAUAAAUACUUGUUUACAUUUAAAGAGAAUUUCAGGCAUUUAAUCAAGGGCAUUGCAAUACUACAGGCUGUAAGAAUGGCUCUUAUUUAUACCACUCCAGCCAUUCCAUUCCUGUUUUUGUCAUUCCUGAAUUCAGCCAUGUUUAAACCAUUAAUAAUCUGUAUAAUUACUGUAGAAACUGGUUUUGUUUAGUGGUAAAUAUGCAUAAUAUUUUGAAAUUAUAUAAGCAUGAAAAUACUUAUGGAUGUGAAAAGUGGAAGAAUACACUGCAAGCAGGAAAAGCUGAGCCUUUUUAAAAACCAGUUCCUCAUAUGCACAAAGGUGUUGCUAGCUUGAGCCUCAGGCUUUGUUGGCUUAAAGCCAUAAACCUAUUUCUGCUUGCUGCACUAAUACCAUCAUACAAGUACAAAGGUUUUCAGGUUCAAUGUUGAAGAUGGCUCAAUUGUGAGCCUCUGAGAUGAAGCACAUUUCUGUUGGUGGUGAUCUGUUCUUUGUGCAGAUGUCAUGUGAUGUCACUUCUUUUCAGUCAUUUAUACACUCUGGUUGUUUUGUUUUCAACACAGCAAGGUUGAAUUCUCUCUCAAGUGUUAAUGAUCAUGAACUCUUAAGGCUGCAGUGUUGCUCAUAAAGACCUCAUUAAGGUGACCUGGAGAGGCUGUUUUAUAUUUUUCCACAGAGCUAUUGGCUCUAAAAUCAGGCCAUGGUAAGGGAACAUUUCACCAUUCUUCACAGACCAACUGCAAUGCACAGCAAUAAUCUCUGGUGUUGAAUGAAUGCCUUGAAUGAACAAACAAACCCUGUAGAAGUGAAUUCAACAUUGUAGGUGUUCAUUUUGCUCUGUUGGUUUAAAUAUUUAUGCUAAAUGAGGCAGAACUGCUUUCAGGCAUGCAGUGCCUCAGAUCUGAGAGAUUCUAAGCAAGCACUCUGAUGAUUGUUAGAGUUGCUGGACAGGCCAGGCGUUUCCUGUGUGGAGCAGGAAAGCAGGAAGCAGUGACCCCACAUACAAACAAGCUUUCCCCAAGGACACUGUCCACAGACCGACUCAUCUCGCUUCUCCCAGCCAAACCUAACACUAACUUCCAGAAUGGCCUCACCAGACCUUUUUCUCUGAGUCUGUGUGACAGAAGGCUUUCCCUCGUUAUUUUGUGGAGAUGCUGAUGAAUCGAAAUAAGAUAGUGCCUUCUGAAACCACACUUUCAUUUCAUGGAUGCCUCUGGGACUUUUCCAGAAAGAUGUUUUGGGUCUUGUCCAUUCAUGGUGCAAUAUGUGGCAAUAUUUGAUUCUUUUUUUUUUCCUUUAUGAAAUUAUAAUAAUAUAAAAAGUACUACAGGAUCACAAAUGUUUGGAGAAGAAAAAGGAAUAUAACCUUACUGAAGAAACUGCUGGAACAAUUAUUUUCACUGCAUUAAAAUGCAUAUAUAUAUAAGCAAAAUGUUUCAUUAAAAAAGAACUACUUUAGCACUUUGCACUCAUUUCAAGUGUGAAUUUGAAAUAAGUCAUAAUGCUAAUCCACUUGUAUUCAUCCAAGCAUUAAAAAGGCAUUUCCGGAGUUUAACCUGUGUCUACAGCUUAAUAAUGUCAUUGUGAUCUUGCUUUAAAGGCCCCACCCUUGAGAUUCCACACAGGCCAUAUUCAGUAGGCAGCAGUGUACAAGAGGAAGUCAGCUGACUGACUUGUGUGACUGUCUGUUUAUCAACGUUUGGACUGACUGAGUCCUGCAUGCUGCAGUAGAGGAAGUAAUGCUAGUCUGCCAAUCUAAUAUCUAAUCUGAACUUCUCACAGAGCAUGUUAUCCAGAUUCUGUAUUGCUAUAUGUUUUACUUCUUCAGAUUUGAUCUAAUUAGCUUCCUCUAAUAAUACUCAUACAUUUUUUAACUGUUAUUUACAUGUAACAAACAGAUUUGUGUACAGCAAAAAAUUGGCUCCUUAUCUCAAGUGGUCUUACCCGCACACACACACACACAAAAAUUAAUUCCAUUGCCAUAACUGACCCUUAUUUUCAUAAAGUCAAAUUGUACUAACAGCUUAGCUAGGGUUAGGGUUAGGGUUAGUGAUGGAAACUACCAAAAAUAUUUCCCCCUUAAAAUAUUUUCUUAUUUGUAUGUUUUUUUUUCACUCCAUCUACUAUUCUCAACCUUUUUUCAGGAGUUGAAUUGGUACACUCCCACCCUCACAAAAAUCAUACAUUUCAACAAGUCAUAUGUCCUCCAGAGUGGGUUAUAGAACAGGCUGUUUCUAGCUUUAGUAUUCAAUUGUUAGUUGGAAUGAGCAAAAUUAGUGACCUUAGUGACUUUAAACAUGGCACAAUAGUUGGCUAGGUGUGCCAAUACUAGUAUCUCCCAAAUGACACUCAUCCCGGUCUUUCAUGCUCUAAUAACUAUUUCAAGCAAAUAACUAUUAGUGAUCACCAAUCCUGUACACAAAACAGCUUGUGGAUCAGACAUGUCAAAAGAAAAUGGAAAGAACUGUGCAAGCAAACAAAGAAGUCACAAGCAGGCAAUUCAAAUCCAAAGAUCAUAUUGAGUACCAGUGCUGUCUGUGGAGAACAACAAAGACUGUCUCCAAUGGGCACUGGACCAUAAAAAAAAAGUAAAAAAAAAAUUGCCUGGUUGGACAAAUACAGGCUCCUUUUUCAUUAUACUGAUGGAGAGAUAGAAAGAGGAAUGCUUUCCUGGUAUGCAGUAGGGCUACUGAUAACUACUGAAGAAUAUCUGAACAGCAUGGCGUGAGCCUCUUGCUCACCGAGUUCAUCCACACUUAGAUGGACAUUUUUAUUCUGAUAAUGAGCCAUCGAAAAUUUCCAGGAACCUGACAGUGAAUUUUCCUUUUAUCAGAGGACCUUACUUUUGGAUCUUAACCGUAUUGACCGUCUUUGGGAUGUGUAACGGGCUACUUGCAGCAACUGUGCAAUACAAAAAACAUUCCUGCACUCUUUUAGAAUCCGCAAGUGGGUGAAUUUGUACUGUUUUGAAGUCUGAAUUAAAUUUUACUGUGUAGUUGUACGUAAUUUACUGACAAAUCAAUCUAUUUGCAUGUGAAAACUUUUUGCACACAAAUAAAUAAAAAAUUCUCAGUGUGUCUUCUCUA